AUGCAGGCACACUAUUUUGCUGCUGCUGUUGUUGUUGUUAUUGUCGUCUCAGGCUCGCACCUUUCCCUGGUGAGCGAAUGCGUCAAAAGGCGCUGCUAAACCUCGGCGUCGUGCGCGUGACUUGUCGGCGGCCGUUGCCGGUCUCCGCGGGUGGGGGCGGGGGCCUGGGGGAAAUCUCAGGCUGUCCGCAGGCGGAGCGGCCCUGCCCUUUUCGUUCGUGUUAGUGUAGGGAUGGAUUAACGGUUUCCCCCAUUCCUGCCCUCGCCCCCGAAAAGGAACUCCCUUCCUCUUGACCUCAUGGAGCGAGCGGCGGUCACGCCGACACCAUGAGCCGCCUUCCUGCAGCAUCGAGGCGGGCAGCAGCUCCUCUAGCAACCGCCGGUUAGAUGGGCCUCGGCGACUAUAAAUAUUAAAUCACCUAUUUGUGCGUAUUUGGAAGGACGACAAAAGUUUUAUCUUUAUUUCUAAAUGUUAAAAAGAGAUCGAUAUAUCUUACAUGUAAAGCAUCUUGCGCAGGAAGACUGAAAAAAAACAAUAUUUUUAUUAUUUUCCCUGCCCUUAAAAACGGCUCUCCUCCGCCGCCUUUGGACGACGGAAAGUGCGAAAGUGAGUGACGAACAGCAAAUUGCCAACUGUUAAACGUAAACGUCGGUUCCAGUUGGUUUGUUUUCAGUGAUGCCGGUAUCUCUGGUGCAGACAUGCCGCAGUCUGGCUCUCUCAACAUGGCUGCUGUCUUUCUGCUUCGUACAUUUGCUGUGUUUGGACUUCACGGUGGCAGAGAAGGAAGAAUGGUACACGGCCUUCGUCAACAUCACCUACGUGGAACCGAUCACCUCCGAGAGGAGGUCGGAGAAGAGCGAGUGUGGCCGCUACGGGCAGCACUCGCUCAAGCAGGACGCCCGGGGCUUGCUAGUACUGCCCGCUCAGCACGACAAACUGGCCUGUGACCCCCAGGCAAGGUUUCAGCUGCCCCCCGACUCUAGCACCAAGGGCUGGAUCGCACUCAUACCCAAGGGGAACUGCACUUUCAAGGACAAGAUCUUGCAUGCCGCCAGGCAGAAUGCAUCGGCUGUUGUCAUUUACAACGUGGGGGCCAAUGUCAAUGAGACCAUCACCAUGCCACAUUCAGGUGCAGGAGACAUUGUAGCCAUAAUGAUUCCUGAGCUGAAAGGUCGUGAGAUAAUGAGCCUAAUUGAAAGAAACGUCACCAUAAUGAUGUACAUAACAAUUGGAACACGUAAUUUACAAAAAUAUGUCAGUCGUACCUCAGUUGUAUUUGUCUCAAUCUCGUUCAUUGUGUUAAUGAUCAUUUCGCUGGCCUGGUUAGUUUUCUACUAUAUCCAGAGGUUCAGAUAUGCAAAUGCUCGUGACCGGAAUCAGCGCCGUCUUGGAGAUGCUGCUAAGAAAGCAAUUGGUAAACUUCAAAUUAGAACAAUCAAGAAAGGUGAUAAGGAAACCGAAUCAGACUUCGAUAAUUGUGCUGUUUGUAUUGAAGGCUACAAGCCAAAUGAUGUAGUGAGAAUUUUACCAUGUCGGCACCUUUUCCAUAGGACUUGUGUGGAUCCAUGGCUACUAGAUCAUCGUACUUGUCCAAUGUGUAAAAUGAAUAUUCUGAAAGCACUAGGAAUUCCGCCAAAUGCAGAUUGUGCAGAUGACGUAACAACUGAUUUUGAUGGAUCCAUAGGAGGGCCACCCACUAAUCCGAUUACAGGUGCCAGUGAUGUGACAGUGAAUGAAAGUUCUGUUGGCCUUGAUCCUCCUGUUCGAGCCAUUGGCCUUUCACAGAUCAUUCAUGAAAGUGACAUUCUUCAACAAGUUGAAGAGGUUAAUGUUACUGCUAGCAACAGUUUGGAGGGGUUGGCUGGAUAUGAGCACUGUGAGUGGAGGGUGCUCAGAAGAAUGGAAGAGACUCCACAAAAUCUAUCUUCUCCGAGUUACAUCUCUCACACACCGUUGGAGACUGAUCAGGAGGAGGAGGGCUGGUCCUUGUGGGGAAAUGAAGAGGUUGUUACUCUCAACUAUUUGGGAGAAACUAUUAGAUGAUGAAGGACCAGUUGUGAGCAGCGAUUCAGAAACGUCACUGAUUCUGGCUGUUGAAGUUGGAUUUUCUGACAUAGAGCUCUCCACUGACCAGGAGUGUGAGGAGGUGAAAUCCUGAGAAGGGUUUAUUCUGUUUCUGGAUGUGGAUCAGGCAAGCACACAAAAUGACUGAAACGUUAUCUGGCGUAUUCAGAACUGGGAAGAUUGUGAGAGCAAUAGCGACAAUCGUUUACUCUUCCUUAGACACAGAUUCUUUAGCAUUCAAUGUCUUGUUUUCUUCAUGAGGAUGCUGCAAGCUUCUCUCUUGCUCUCAUUCCUAUAUUUAAAAAUGCUGUUAACAAAAUUCAGUGACUGAAGUGAAGAAAAUAACAAUUUUUCUGUUUACGUUUUUUAAUUUCAAUGAUGGUGAACUUUUUUUUAAUGUUUGUUUUUGCGACUGACUCCAGCUUUUCCAGAGUUUGAUCUUAAAUUUUUUUUAUUAAAAGGAUUAAUCCUGGAAUCACUGCCUCAACACUAAAAACAUUCAGUUGGUGCUUUUAAGUUAUAAACUGAAUUUUAAACUUGGCUCCAAGUCUUGCACAUCUGUGAAUCACUAGCUUUUUUUUGUGGUCAGCUUUAAGUAAAAUUUAUUUUGUUCAAUAAAAAUUCAGAGCAGCAACUUGCAGGUGCUGAAAAUACUUCUAGAAAUUCAUCUGCCACCUCCUUAACAUAUCUUUGCCAAUAGAAGAGCAUGUAAUGGUAUUGUGCAGGCAUACUGUGUAUGUAUACAAUGUGCUGUGAUAGUAACUUAGACAGAGUGAAUGUUCCAGCAACAACCUGCUUGCACUCUUAAGAAUUCAUGGUAGAUUGGAUUGUUUGAAUGUUUGUGUGUAUGAUUCAUAUUUGACAUUCCUCUAAGUGGCUAUUAACACACACGCGCGCGCACACACCGCUGAGAAAGUGGCCAAAUAGGUUAAACCACAAGCUUUAAUGGCUUUUGAGUGAUUGGAAAAAAAAUAAUUCUAGUCUUUACAGAAUUACAUUACACCAACCGACCUCAGCCAAAACACGAUAUAAUGGACUUUUCUAAUAUUUUAUGGAAUUUGAAUUUCAGUUGCAUAUAUCAUCUUUCCCAGCGGUAGCUUAUUGUACAGUCAAAAACAUGAAAAUGUAUUAGAAUUACAGAAUUGUUAUACGGAGUCUGAAUAAAUGACUUAAGUCAUGAGAUUCUACUGUGACAUUUUUGUAGAUAGAUCUUUCCAUCUUUCAAAAACAACCUUUCAUGUAAUAAAUAAAGUUGAAAAGAAUGAAAGAUUCCCUAGGGAGGACAUAUCACAAAGCAGCAAAGGUUGUAUGUUUUUGAAAUUACUGUACUGUUUUUGUUCUUUAGGUAGAUUGUUAACUAUUUAGACAUUAACAUUUGCAAAUAGGCAAUCUUUGAUAAUUUUAAUGAUGAUGAACAAAUUAAAAGCCCUACUGUGCCCUUAGGACCACCAAUGAAUAUAUCACCUGAUAUAUUAUUUUGGUUUUGAAACAACACAGCCAUAGGCAAUGUAGAUGGUUCAUUGAUCUAAAGAUAUUAGCGUUUUUGAGGUUACAGUUUGGCAGUUUAAUGUUGAAAGGAAAUACGUUCAUGUAUAUAAGUCUGGGAUUUGAAUGGGAAGGAAGUAGAGCCCAGUAGACAUUUUAGCACCAUUCUGUUUGUUGCUUGAAUUUGAUGAUAGUUGUUAAACUUGCAAAGAUGGAAAAUGAAUUAUAGAAAGGCAUUUGACUGAAAAUCUUAUGAUGAUGAAAUUGUCUGAUAUUAGCGUUUUAAAAGAUGUACUUUUUCUGACUGAAACACAAGUUUAGAAUUACUAAAUGUUGCUGAUCAAGAAAAGCAUGCAUGAAUGCCAUUGAGAAAUCUUAGACCAAAGUGGAAAGGGAUAGGAUGUAGAAUUGUAGUUCAUCAAUGCAAGAUGGAAAGUCGUCUAAACCAUUUCCUCAAGUCACAUGCUUUGCUGUACAAGAGGGUUUACUGGAAACUGCACUCCUGUUAACUUUUCUCCUGACAGCAGCAAAUCCAGGAAAGGUUUGAAUUGCUGUUUGAGUGUUUCUUGUUGCUAUAAGAAAUCUCAGCUGCUCUCCUCCAGUUGCUAGCCUCUCAGAAAGAUUCAUCAAAGUUUUUGUGUGGUUAUGUUUUACGUUUUAGUAAAAUCUAGUAUGCAAAAUUCUUGUACCAUUUUCCAGCAGUGCCGUUUUAUUGUGCAUUUUGCGAAGACCUGCCAUGAUUGGGAUAACCUGAUGAUUAGAGGCAUUGGACUCCUGUUGCUUCUCAUUUACAUAACUUAGCUAUGAAACCAUCUGUAAGAUUGCCACAUUUAUCGAUGAGACAAAAUUACAAAAAUCUUUAAGAUGUAAAGAUGCAACAAAGACUUUCAGAAUGAUAGAAUGAUUUGCAGAUUAUGCUAGGUUUCUCGUGUCAUUGAUUGUGAGGAAAAUAUCUAGACUGUGAGAAGAUAACAAUGGACUAGUCAGGAGUGCAGAAAUAUGUUACAUUUCAAACUGGAGAAUGUGCAGUAAUGCAUUUGGGGAGUGCAAAUAAGCAAGGAAAUAAAAAAUGAAUAGCAGCCUUCUCGAGAGUCAAGGAACAGAGAGAUUUUGAAGUAUAUGUCUACUUCAAGGAAGGAGACAAGGCAAACAGAUAGGAAGGUCAAGAAGGCAUGUGAAAUAUAUUGCUUUAUUGGCCAAGCCUACAGUAUAAGAGCAGAGAGCUUUUGCAAGGACGGUUUUAAGUACUAGCCAGACUACAGCUAAAGCACUGCUUUUAGAUCUGCAUGCUGCAUUACAUAAAGGUUAUGAGCACAUUUGAGAGGAUAUAGUGAAGAUGUAUGAGAAUAUUACCAUGAAUUCUGCGGAAAGACUGAAUUGGCAAGAAUUGUUUUUUAUUGUAACAGAAGUUCCAAGGGGAGAUUUAAUUGCUCUGGGUAGAGCAAAUAGGAAGGACCUAUUUCAUUUAACAGAAGAUAAUUACCAAUGGGCACUCGGAGAAUGAUGGAACUCACUACCUGAAAGGGUGAUAAAGGCACACAUCUUUCACUAUACUUAAAAACACACUUGGUUAUGCACUCAAAGUGCUGAGAGUUACAGGGCUGUGAACCAAUAGCUGGAAGGUAGAUUAGACUGAAUAUGUCUGUCUUUUUCAGCCAGCAUGGGCAUGGUGCGAUUACAAAUUAGUAUGAUUUUGUUUUCACAUCUGUAAACUUAUUCCUGACUUAACAGAUGCUCUUUUCUUGACUUUCAGAAAAUGCUGGCCACCAGAAUGGUAAAGCUAUAUUUUUUUUGAAGUGGCAUCACUUGGGAUAAUACUGUGGCACAAAAAACAUUGAAAAAUUAAAGCUAACAUAGAGCCAUAAAGAAAGUAUUAAAGAGGUAGAUUCUUGAGCACUGUUUAUAGCUUUACCUUACCUUCAACAAGUGUUGACCGAAGUAUCAUACUUAAAACAGUAUUACUAAUGUGCCCAAGUCCUGAACUUCAAACAGAUGCCAAUCCAUGUUGCCUCUUCAAGCCUCCAUUAAAUAUGGUUCCAUCCACAGCACUGCAUUGCUGUACCUACAUUAUCUUUGGAUGAGGUAAACCAAAUCUUCUCAACAGGACUGCAUCUUAAAACAUUGUUUGUUUUUAAAGGUUUCUGCAAGGAUUGCCUUUAUUUUCAUUUCAACAGUCAAUAAGAGUCUUUCCUGUUAUAUGGCUGUCUUGGCUAAAUUUGUUGGGGACCAUUGAUCACUGUCUACCCAUUUAAACUCCUAAGUGGCAUCAAUGCCAGUGAAUCCCAGGGUGGCAUUAGUUUUGCCUCACAUUCAAGCCCUGCCUUUUGCUGAUUUAAAGAUGACAUUAUUACUAAAAGGUGGGGGUGUUGGCCUAGCAAUAUUAUCACUAGCAACCCAGGUUUAAAUCCUGCCAUGGCAGAAGGUAGAAUUUGAAUUCAAUAAAAAUCUUGACAUAAGGGUCAAAUGAUGACUCUGGAACCAUUGUCUAUUGUUAGAAAAAGCUAUCUGGUUCAUUAAUGUCUUUAGGGAAGAUAAGUACAACCCUUACCUGGUCUGGUUUACAGGUAACUCCAGACCCAUGGCAAUGUGGUUGACUCUUAACUGCGAAUAAGGGUGGACAAUAAUUAUUUGCCUAGUCAGUGACAUACACAUCCCAUGAACAAAUUGAACUUUGUGUGUGUGUCCCUAAGAAGUCCAUGCUCCAUGUGACUUUUUCAGUUUAGAUUAGAACCCGAUAUCCUUUAGUAUUAAUUUAUUUUGAUAAGAGGAAUGAGAAGAGACUGUAUUAUAAAGGGUACAAUUCCAAAGCGGAUGUUUGAGUAAAGCAGCCUCGGGGUAUGUAUGCACAAAUCAUUGACAGUGGUAAGGCAAGUUGUUAAAGCUGUUAAUAAUGAACAGGAUGUUUGCCUUUACAAUUAGGGACAUAACUUCUUUUUUAACAUCAUGAUAAACGUAUAAGAAACUGGAUUGUCCUCAACUACGAUUUUGCACCCCAAAGUCCUUAUUUUCACAAAGAUAAGCCUUUUUGCCAUGGUGCAAAUGUGAAAUCUAGAGGUUAUGUGGUGUUUCUAUCUACAGAGGCCUACUAAAAAGAAAGUUUGCAUUAUACUAAUGUAACAAUUUCUGGUAGCAAACAAGUGGAAUUAGGUCACCAUUCAAUACAACGUUCAAUACCAGAUUGUUGCUAUAAAUGGAAUGUUAACAACGCAUAAGUGAGAGGAGAUUGGUCUAGAUUGCUAUAUUUGAGACCACAUAUGCCAAACCAUUGCUGUCCAGACUUUUCAGUGCUGUUUUGCACUGUGUAUAUGGUUUAUUUCGAUUCACUCCCUUUUUAAAUAUCAUUUUAAUAUCCUUUAUUAAAGAUGACAUCAUCCAGGUUUCGUAGAACAUGGGUUUCUGUUUAGUAGGUCAAUGGUUAUGCGCUAGAGAAGGACACAUUGCCUUAAGUUUAAUAGAUUAGUAAUGGAUUUAUUUGUUUUUGAUGCAGCUCACUAUUAUUAGGUAUGCUGCUUUUGUCCUCCAAAACAUCAGUCCAGUUGAAAUAUUUGUUUUGCUUUCUCAGUGCUAUUUCUUCCAGUUGUUUUCAUUUCUAGUAAAUACUUGUUUGGUGAGUGUUAAGCCAAAUGGCAAAUGGAUUGCAUGGUGAUAACAAUAGAAUUUCUUGUUAUUUGGCAUAUUGUUGUAUGCUGAAACUUGCAGGAUAAUAGGCUAAAAUAUUUUACAGCUGUAUUAGCAGUUAUAAUACAUUUUCCUAUAGAAUUUUCUUUAUGUAUGGUGUUGGAACUAUUUUCUGUUUGAAGUGAAUCAUUGAAGCAUAAUGUUUCUUCCCCUAUAAUGCACUUUAUUUUUUUUUAAGAAAAGCUGGCAUCCAAGGAUGUUACUGGGGAAAAGGGAUUUGCCUGAUGCAAUCAAUGAUGAAGCAUAUUUCUUUUUUGGUUUGCUGUACUUUAAAUUGCUUGAUCAUAGACUUGAUGUUUGUACAAAAGGGGAGGAAUUAAAUUCACAUGUGGAAGCAUUAUUCAGUAGCCUAUUACUACUAUUUUGUUACAUAGACAAAAUGUAAAUAUGUGCAGCUGUGUUGGUAUGUACCAGGUAAAAUGUUACAACAAUACAAAAUUUAAAAAAAGAGUCCCAAUAAAUUUUGAUUGAAC
This is a messenger RNA of Rhincodon typus (whale shark), 7700 nucleotides long. It is a transcript of the gene rnf150a, whose product is annotated as ring finger protein 150a. Bases 676 to 2043 code for a protein of 455 amino acids. Lineage: Eukaryota; Metazoa; Chordata; Chondrichthyes; Orectolobiformes; Rhincodontidae. The record is from RefSeq and is a predicted model, not a curated record. The transcript is spliced from 8 exons.